Caenorhabditis remanei is the source of this 411-nucleotide messenger RNA. RefSeq lists its product as uncharacterized. Gene Ontology annotation, cellular component: nucleus; cytosol. Lineage: Eukaryota; Metazoa; Nematoda; Chromadorea; Rhabditida; Rhabditidae. The transcript has 2 exons. The record is from RefSeq and is a predicted model, not a curated record. Gene Ontology annotation, biological process: fatty acid transport. The coding region runs from base 1 to 411 and encodes 136 amino acids. Gene Ontology annotation, molecular function: fatty acid binding.
AUGUCCGCUGAACAAUUCGUUGGUCGCUGGAAGCUCGUCGAGUCGGAGAACUUUGAGGAUUAUCUCAAAGAGGUUGGAAUUGGAUUGAUUCUCCGAAAAGCUGCAUGUGCUGCCAAACCAACAUUGGAGAUCAAAGUGAAUGGAACCACGUGGCAUGUGAAUCAACUCAGCACUUUCAAGAAUACCACGUUGGAAUUCACUUUGGGAGUGGAAUUUGACGAGACGACUCCAGAUGGUCGUCAAUUCAAGUCAACCAUCACAAUCGAAGACGGAAAAGUAGUUCAUGUUCAAAAGAAAAUCAAGGAUUCUGAUCAUGAUUCAGUGAUUACUCGUUGGUUGGAAGGAGAGAAGCUCAUCACAACCCUCCAAUCGGGAUCCGUUGUUUCUCGUCGUGCUUAUGUUCGCGAAUAG